Messenger RNA from Callorhinchus milii (elephant shark), 3735 nucleotides. RefSeq names its product chromosome unknown C16orf72 homolog (gene hapstr1a). The transcript is spliced from 5 exons. The coding region runs from base 190 to 1155 and encodes 321 amino acids. NCBI's taxonomy places the organism in Eukaryota, Metazoa, Chordata, Chondrichthyes, Chimaeriformes, Callorhinchidae. The record is from RefSeq and is a predicted model, not a curated record.
ACUCCAUUUACCUGCCCAAGAAGAGAAGACGACUGACAUGACAAUCCAGCAUCCAAAGUGCAGUGCGUGGCAAGACACGAAGCAAAUAACACUUCCAGAAUUCCCAGAACGUGCGGAGAGGCAAAUGUUAUUAAGAGCAGAAGCGUCGCCUGUAUCUCAGAGAGAGAUGUAUGAGACACCACAGUCAGGAUGUCCCUCUUACUCCACGGCUACCAGUCAAGUUCAGCAGCGAGGAAUCGGGAAGCACACUUGGUAUCUGAGCUGAGGGAGAUUCUCAUGUGUCCUGUUGCCACCACAAGUCCAGCUUCAAGAAGCCCACAGGGACUGACGGCGGGUGUCAUGGAGGAUAAAAAAGACGACCACGAGUCGGAGAUCCAGGAGCACGGCCCUGAGCACUGGUUCUCCAAGUGGGAGAGGCAAUGCCUGGCCGAGAGCGAGCCCGAGGAGCAGAGCCAGGAGCAGAGGGCGUCGCUGGAGGAAGAGCAAACGCAGCAGAAACUUUGGCAUUUAUUUCAAAAUUCAGCCACCGCCGUCGCCCAGUUAUACAAAGAUCGGGUCUGUCAACAACAAGGGCUGUCACUAUGGGUUCCAUUUCAAAAUGCCGCCUCUGCUGUCACCAAUUUAUAUAAAGAAAGCAUUGAAGCUCAUCGCAGAAGUUAUGAUUUAGGAAUUCAGGUCGGCUAUCAACGACGCAAUAAGGAUGUGUUAGCUUGGGUAAAAAAGCGGAGACGAACCAUUCGCAGAGAAGAUUUGAUCAGCUUUCUCUGUGGAAAAGCUCCACCACCUCGCAACACCAGAGCUCCCCCAAGACUUACAGUAGUAACUUCACCCACUAGAGCAGCCACAGCAGAAACUAACUCAUCUGUAGAAACCGAUUUACAACCCUUCCGUGAAGCCAUUGCACUCCAUGGUCUCAGUGGAGCAAUGGCUGGUAUAAGUGUACGCUCAAGUACUCCUGGAUCUCCCACACAUGUAAGUGGUAGCUCCAACUCUUCCCGCAGGAGAAAUGGACUCCAUGACGUGGAUUUGAACACUUUCAUAUCAGAAGAAAUGGCACUCCAUUUGGACAAUGGUGGCACUAGGAAGCGUACCUCAGCCCAGUGUACUGAUGUCAUCACAGAUUCCCCAACGCACAAGCGCAAUCGGAUGCUCUGAACUCUUUAUAUUAAAAAAAAGUUGCUGUGCUACUUCAAAGCCACUUGAUACUCGACACUUUCUUGAAUGAAAAUGGAGGGCCAUCAUAACUUGUUUGAUUGUGAAAGUACAAGUGAAUUCAAUAAUGAUUGCCAUAAAGGAAGUUCUAACUAAUGCAGUAGAUGCCUCUUGUAAUUAUGGCUUUCCCAAUACUGGUCUUGUGACAGAGGACAUCCGACCAUUUUGUGUAGUAGUUAGCAAGAUCAUCAUAGGUAAAUGCAUUAGGUUCCAAGCUAAAGUGACCUUAACUUGUUUUCUCUUAAAGGGAAGGGUAAUAUUGGAUGUUAAUUUGGUUAAAACCGUUAAUUGCCCUUUUUUCCUCGAUGUUGACUGUCUGCUUCAACAGUAUUGCCGGUAUAUCACUGAUUGUCUAUGUUAAAAUGGCAUCUUCCGUCAAAUCUGCAGACUUCCAUUUUACAGCACUGUACUAAGACACUACUGGUUGUGUAUGGUGCGAAGAUAUAAGUUGUAUCAAUAUUGGAUUAUUUUUAGUUAGACUCAAGCAGCUGCUAAUUCUGUGGAUUGUGGAAAUGGUGCUAUGAUGGUCAUGCAAUUAAUACUAAAUAUCAAAUCAGCAUAAGGAUCUUUAUUGGAUUCACUUCUUGUGUUUUAGUGUUGCAAAAAAUUACAACAUUACUAUUGACUUUCCCAUAAAAAUUCUAAAAAAUACUCUUGUUAUGUUUAAAUAUAUAAAUAUAUAUAAAUAUAUGUAAUGUGUAUAUACUAAGCAUUUGGAUGCUGGUAUGAUACCCGUGCUACAUAAUGUAAAUAAAAUGUGCACACCAAAACCUGGAGUGGAUAUGGAAAAUCGAAAUUGCAUCAUGCUUGGUUUAACAUUUCCUUCACACAGUGUAGCUGGUCUGAUUAUUCAGCUAGUUCUUGGGACAGAGGCUUUGAAAGUGGAUGGAAAAUUGCGACUUGCUCGGAUCUUUGUGGUCUGCUCGCUUCCAAAAUUGUCUAAUAGCCCAUUUUAAAGGAGGUAAUUUUUUUUAUACGUUAAACAGUUAAGACUUGGAAUUGCUUUUCAAACAAGUCAUCCUGUCUCACAAAAUGCUGGUGCCGCCUCUUUGCUUGCAUUUGUGGGCACGAUGCUGCAGCUUUCUGCUCUGUUUUCUGGGUGGUUUUAACCUUUGAAUAUACACUGUGGUAAGGAGGCUUUCUGCAAGAAUUUCUGCAGUUUACUGUAAUGGAGUAAACUUUGCUUUCUAAGUUAGUGUUGGAAUAAAAUUCCAUGGCUCGUGGUCACUACAAUACCCAUCAAGUUGCACACAGACUGGAGCGCUGAUGUACACUAACUGAAAUGAUUGCCCGUUUGCACAUAUGGAUACAUCUCCUCGGCAACUAUUUUGAGUUGUCCUGUUUUCUGACUGGGAAACCUAUGCAAAGUGCAAUUUAUCUUUUCAACUAAUACCACAUUGCUCGGUUGUCGUGCUGGCCUCGGUCCAGUAGCCGACCCAGUUAGCCUAGGAGGUGGCUCGAUUUUCUUUAACCAGAAGCAGUUAAGGGUAUACUGCAAAAAAACGCACUUUUUUAUUUUGUGAAAGUAUCUAUCCUAAGGCAGACAAUUUCCUCCCUCCCCAUCCCAACUUGCUGGUUUACAGCUAGAAUUGGGUGCAAGUAAAAACAUGAGCAGCUCAGAAUAGCUUAUCCUGGUUAAUGGGGAAACUUGACCUCUAGAAGUCUGUUGAAUAUCAACCAAAUUUUUAUUAGCAUUUAUCCAAAAUGCUGAAAAUCCGCAUUGUGCGUGAACCGUGCACACACAUUUAUAUAUACCGAUUUGUCACCUCAUUGUUGGCUUUUAAUUUAAAUGUCUUUCCUCAGAUACUGGGCUGUUUUGAAAACUGGGAUGAUGGGAAACUUGUGGUGAGCCAAGUUUGAGAGAGCACACUUGUGUAGGGCGUUGAGAUAGAAUGCCUAGUGUAAGCUCAGGCAAUGGAUCAAAAGAUGAAAACAAUUGUAGAUCUUUUCCCAUCUAGUCAAAAUGUAAGAGCUUUAUUUUUGGGGGGAGGGGGGGGGAGAGUUAUCUGAUGCUCAAAUUUAUUUUUAAAAAAAAAUUGUGCGUUUUCUAAAAGUCUUGACAGACUUUCAGCAAAGCUUGCACUGAGAUUUUCAGUUUACAAUGACAUUUACAGGUCUGUACUUGUUAUUUGCGUUUCAAGAAUUAUUUAAAAAAUGACCCUGAUAUCGCUCUUUGCAGGAGUGCUUUUGGCCACUUUUGUGGCUCGAUGUAUGUAAUGUAAAUUUUUUGAUCAUAAAGACCUGUAGAUAGGCCACCACUGAGGCAAUUGAUCCUUUUUUAAAAAAAAUUCCAUAGAAUGUUGAAGUUGAGUUUUAAUGUGCUGGGACAGUAUCACUUGAUGUAAACCUGCCUGGAUGGCUUUUUAAGUUGCACGCUGUUUGUGUUCUUGUUCAUUUUAUUUGUAAUUGCCAUUUCAAGAGGGGUAGAUAACACUUCCACUUUUUAAUGCAUAAAACUGUACCAUAACUGCUGUUUUAUCUAACUGUAGCGUGCACUUGGAAGAAUAAACGCCAUGCAAAUCA